AUGGAGCAAACCCCAAAUUCUCCUGAUAUCGUCCAGGACAUCAACAAGAAGGAGGAUGGCUCAGCUUAUCAAGAGCGUGUAUCCAUAAGUAAUGGGCAAAUGAGCGACAAUAUGGCUCCCAACACGGACAUGGAAACGGCGAUCCAGCAUUCAGUCAACCAUCGCAAGUUGAACUCGAGGCAGAUCCAGCUGUUUGCCGUCGCCGGUGCUAUCGGCAACACCCUCUUCGUGAGUAUCGGCAAAGGCCUUCUCGCCGGGCCACUCGCUCUACUUGUUGGCUUCCUCCUUUGGGGCUCUGUCAUCUUCUGCAUGGCGCAGUGUCAGAUCGAGAUCGUGUCGCUGUUGCCCAUCGAUGGCGCUCCCAUCCGCCUCGCUGGGCGCAUGAUCGACCCAGCCGUCGGAGUGGCUGCCGGAUGGAAUUACUUCUUUGUGAUGAUCUCAUACGUCAUGUUCGAAGCGACUAUCAUAAACACCAUCGUCACCUACUGGGGCUACGGCCAGUCGCCUGCCAUUCUCAUCUCAGCCACGCUGCUGUUCUUCUUCUUGAUUAACGUGUAUCGAGCUGAUCUCUUUGGCGAGUUUGAAUUCUGGGUGGCAUUCGUCAAGAUCCUCCUUGCCAUCGGUCUCAUGCUGUUCACUUUGACUGUCAUGCUGGGCGGGAACCCCAUGCACGAUCGUUUUGGCUUCCGGUACUGGCAGAACCCGGGGCCGUGGGUCGGCAACACGGCGCCGACACGCCUGCAGUCAUUUGUCAACGGAGUCAACGUUGCCGGAUACUGUAUAGGAGGGCCGGAGUACCUCUCAAUGGUGGCCGGCGAGUCCAAGGAUCCCCGACGCGUCAUUCCGCGCGCCUUCAGGACCAUCAUCUACCGCCUGAUCAUCUUCUGCAUCGGCGGCUGCAUCUGCGUAGGCAUCCUCGUGCCGUCCAACGACCCGAAACUGACGGCAGGCACCGGGGGCUUUGCGGGCGGCUCGCCAUAUGUCAUCUCCAUGCAGCGCCUUAACAUACCCAUUAUGCCUUCUAUCGUUACCUGCUGCCUGCUGACAUUCGUUGUCUCCGGGGGCAUCAACUUCACCUUCAACGCCUCGCGGGCUCUGCAUGCCCUGGCACUGGACGGUCAGGCGCCAAAGUUCUUGCGCCGCCUAAACAGGCACGGUGUUCCGGAUAUGGCCGUCAUUGUAGUCAUCCUGCUCUCUUGCCUCGCCUAUCUGGCAUUGGGGUCUGGUAGCGCGAAGGUGCUCAACUGGCUGUUGAAUUUCAGCACCGCAUCCGCCAUGUUCUACUGGACCAUCAUGUCUAUGACAUGGAUCCGCUUCAACUCCGCCAUGAAGGCACAGGGCAUCGACAGGAAAACCUUUCUGCCCACCGUGUCACGAUGGCAGCCCUUUGCGGGAUACUGGGCUUUCGGCUGGUCGUUUCUCUUCCUUUGGAUUCAGGGCUACGCCGUCUUCCUCCAUGGCAACUGGCAGGUGUCGACCUUCAUCUUCAACUACGGCAUAAUUGCCUUUGCAACCGUGAUUGGCAUUAUUUGGAAGCUCGUCAAGCGCACUCGGUUCCAUCGCAGUAAGGAGAUCGACCUCCAUUCGGGGCUCGACUUCUUCGAGGCCUUGUCGGAUCAUUACCGCCGCGAGCGCGAGGGUGCACCGCAGAACCUCAAGGACAAGGUCUUGGCGAAGCUGUUCUAA
This is a messenger RNA of Fusarium oxysporum Fo47, 1686 nucleotides long. RefSeq names its product amino acid permease/ SLC12A domain-containing protein. Bases 1 to 1686 code for a protein of 561 amino acids. Lineage: Eukaryota; Fungi; Ascomycota; Sordariomycetes; Hypocreales; Nectriaceae. The transcript has 7 exons. Gene Ontology annotation, biological process: amino acid transmembrane transport. The record is from RefSeq and is a predicted model, not a curated record. Gene Ontology annotation, molecular function: amino acid transmembrane transporter activity. Gene Ontology annotation, cellular component: membrane.